This is a messenger RNA of Paecilomyces variotii, 2741 nucleotides long. RefSeq names its product docking domain of Afi1 for Arf3 in vesicle trafficking-domain-containing protein. The record is from RefSeq and is a predicted model, not a curated record. The coding region runs from base 126 to 2522 and encodes 798 amino acids. Gene Ontology annotation, cellular component: plasma membrane. Gene Ontology annotation, biological process: actin cortical patch localization. Lineage: Eukaryota; Fungi; Ascomycota; Eurotiomycetes; Eurotiales; Thermoascaceae. The transcript has 3 exons.
CCCUGAACCAUAGAUCUAUAGUCUGAGCCAAGGAUCGCUGACCUGCGCUGGCUGGACAUGCAUCAGACAACACUGAGGAGCAUUAGGUUUAUAUGAAUUGAUUUUUAUUUCAAUAAUUCAGAAAUAUGUCGACCGCAUUGCCAUAUCGCACGUCCGGAAACGAUUCGUCCCAUGAACGGCGCAACUCCCUUGAACCAUUUCCCUCCCUCUCCUCGUCUGCUAGCCAGGGAACUCAUAAUGGAUUUCCACGACUAUCUCCGGCAGGCUCUUUCUUGAAACGGUCGCCAACGAGCUCCCGCACUUCCUCACGUCGCCGAUCGACUGAGCAGUCCGUACCGCAGACUGCCAGACCGAAGCGCAAGCGUUACAAAUCGCAAUAUCCCUUGGAUUCUCCCGAGCGCCAUGUCGAAUACAUAUUGGUCGCGUCGUUUCAUAUUGACCGAGGCCCCAUCAUGGAGCAUCAAUAUCCUUCUGCCAUCAGCGGUGACGAGAGCAUGCUGGCUGAGCUCAUGCUACCGGAUCAGACUCACGUCCGAAGCCAGGAUUGGACGAUUUUCUUUUUGCACAAGGAUACGGGCGAUGAAGAUGAAGAAGAGGGCGGGAGUGAGGAGACGAAAGGAAAUGAAGGAAAAGGAAAACAAAGAGAAGGCGAUAUGGACAUGCGGCAGGAGGACGAGGCGUCCAGUGAGGAGAGUAGCGACGAUGAAGACCACGCAGGCGAAGGUCCGCCGCUGAUGUACGUGUUGAAUCUGGUGAAUACAAAGCAGGACAACACGGUCAGACGAGGUGCUGUGGUCAAAGCCAUGGCUAUCUGUACGCGGCAUUCGUUUCUCCACAUAUAUAAACCUUUGCUUCUUCUGGCACUGGAGGACUACUUUAAAUCACCAUACCCGGAGACAUUGGCAAGCCUUUAUCAUGCUGUCAACGCCAUGGAUCUCUCCUUGAUGCCCAAGCUUUCUUUUUUGGAGAGACAUAUCCUACAAGCGAGUGAUUCGAAGGAUAUGUUCAUUGAGAAGUUUGAGCGGAUGAUCCAGCAGCGGGUUGCUGACGAGAUCGCGAGUGGGGAACUAUCCCCGGGAUCACCUGCAAAGAACCAGCUACGUUACGCUCUUCCUAGAGACACGCACGAGUUUGAGUCGAAGGUCGUUUACAACGAUAUCCCUAUUCCUGUGAAGGUCCCAACAGCAAUAUGGCCAGAAACAGUCGGCGACUUUUCUCUGGUAAAGCUCAUACAGAUCUUUGCGGGACCUCAUGCCUCGUCACCGCAACCCUUUGCCCUUCACCCUCAUCUCACAACGAGCGGUGCCUAUACGCACCCGAUUAUCGUCCUCGUCAACGCAAUGCUUACUCAGAAACGAGUCAUCUUUCUAGGUCAUAACAGGCCUUCAGGAGAAGUUGCUGAAGCGGUCCUGGCAGCCUGCGCUCUAGCUUCUGGUGGUGUCCUGCGAGGUUUCACUAGACACGCAUUUCCUUACACCGACCUAACAAAAAUCGAUGACCUUCUCAGAGUACCGGGUUUCAUUGCGGGAGUAACAAAUCCAACCUUUGCCAAUCAUCAUGAAUGGUGGGAUCUGCUCUGCGAUCUACCCACCGGACGGAUGAAAAUCAGUAACCGUAUCGAACCUGCACCAGUUACAGAAGGGCUUCUGUACUUCCAGCAACAGACCGCGAUGAUUCCGCCUCCUGCUGGACCCAACGCAGACCCGACUGGUGAUAAUCUUUUCAUGGAGGAUAUAGUCCGCAGUAUCACCCAGCGUCAUGGUGAGGGUGCGAUUCGUGCCAAAUGGCGUGCCUACAUCACGAAAUUCACGCGUGUUGCUGCCGCGUUUGAGGAAACGGUUUAUGGAGCAUCAGCUCUGUACAUUAUCGGGCCAGGAGAAUCGCCAUCCGUGGAGAGUCCCAGUGGCUUCCGAUCAGACCCUUCUGAUCCAUCUUCUCUUCGUGGACAUGGCUAUGUAUGGCGAGACGAGGAAUCCAAGCAGCGGGAGCUAGCGGCUUCCGUGUCGAGAAUCGAAGGAUGGCGGAAUACACGUUCCUAUUAUUCUUUCGUCCAGGACGUCGCUUCGAUGUAUUAUGCCGGCAGGCCUGUCAAGCAGCUUGACCUACACCACCAUCACGAUCGAUUACGGUCGCUCAAACUUUCUCAUGCGGAAUCCGGUGCUAUCUAUCUCGCUUUUGCGCAUGCCGUGGAGGACUAUGCCGGAAUUUGCCAACUGCUCACUGUGACGCCUGAAAGCCAGGCCGGCCUGUUCUAUAUCAGCAUGGGUCUGUUCCACCCAGACCCUGUCGUCCGCGACGCGACAGUCGAGCUUCUUGACCGCAUCGCAGCUCACGAAGCUGGUCGCCAUUUCUGGAACCACCUGGGUCGCUUUGCCAAACUCGCAUAUUUCCGCCUGAAGCGCGAAAAGGAAAUGUCCAUGAGUCCCACCCAGCAAGUCCCGGGAAUGAGUUUUGGCAGCCAAGCACAACAGAGUCUCGUUGGCGUCGCUCUCAGGGAAACAACUUUCCCGAGAAGAAGCUGAGGGUUCAGGAAGCAUAACGCAGCAUCUGUCUUGCAUAUCCAGCCUGCUGCAUUACGUCUUUUGGGAUGAUACACGCCUCAUAUUUAAUCUCCUUUUAUUAAUAUUUCAUAUUAUAUUUUUGCAUUCAUAUCAUGCAUGUCACGUAAUCACGAACAAUCUCAGGUCUACGUGCUUGAGGACAUUGGAGUGAGAUUCAUGCAUAUACUUAUGUCUUAUACC